Messenger RNA from Lemur catta (Ring-tailed lemur), 1448 nucleotides. It is a transcript of the gene NHEJ1, whose product is annotated as non-homologous end joining factor 1. Gene Ontology annotation, biological process: double-strand break repair via nonhomologous end joining. Bases 106 to 1005 code for a protein of 299 amino acids. The transcript is spliced from 8 exons. Gene Ontology annotation, molecular function: DNA end binding. Lineage: Eukaryota; Metazoa; Chordata; Mammalia; Primates; Lemuridae. The record is from RefSeq and is a predicted model, not a curated record. Gene Ontology annotation, cellular component: nucleus; DNA ligase IV complex.
GCCUCCAGCGUGUGGGGGGGAAUCUGUCUCUACUCUAGGCCUUUCGAUUUGCGCGGGCAGGCGUGCCCGCCGCGAGGAGGGAGGGAGCUCUCGCGGUAGCCGACGAUGGAGGAACUGGAGCAGGGCCUGUUGAUGCAGCCGUGGGGAUGGCUACAGCUUGCUGAGAACUCCCUCUUGGCCAAGGCUUUUAUCACCAAGCAGGGAUAUGCAUUGCUGGUUUCCGAUCUUCAACAGGUGUGGCAUGAACAGGUGGACACUAGUGUGGUCAGCCAGCGAGCCAAGGAACUGAACAAGCGGCUGACUGCUCCCCCUGCGGCUUUUCUCUGUCAUUUGGAUAACCUGCUUCGCCCAUUGUUGAAGGACACUGCUCACUCUAGUGAAGCUACCUUCUCCUGUGAAUGUGGGGCAGAGGCACUGAUUUUACGGGUGCGGAGUGAGCUGUCUGGUCUCCCCUUCUAUUGGAGUUUCCACUGCAUCCUAGCUAGUCCUUCCCUGGUCUCCCAACAUUUGAUUCGUCCCCUGAUGGGCAUGAGUCUGGCAUUGCAGUGCCAAGUGAAGGAGCUAGCGACAUUGCUUCGUAUGAAAGAUCUAGAGAUCCAGGACUACCAGGAGAGUGGGGCUACACUGAGCCGAGAUCGACUGAAGACGGAGCCAUUUGAGGAAAAUUCCUUCUUGGAACAAUUUAUGGUAGAGAAACUACCAGAGGCAUGCAGCAUCGGUGAUGGAAGACCCUUUGUCCUGGAUCUGCAGAGUCUCUAUGUGGCAGUCACCAAACAAGAGGUCCAAGUGGGACAGAAGCAUCAAGACACUGGAGACCCUCAGACCUCAAGCAGUACCUUCCUGCAAGGAGUCGAUAGCCAGUUUCUUAACCAGCCAGAACAACCGGUCUCCUCAGCACCAGCCCUCUCAGCACUGCAGAAAGAGCCCACAGGUACUUCAGGCCCUACGCAGAGACCUCAGCUGUCAAAGCUCAAGAGGAAGAAGCCAAGGGGGCUCUUCAGUUAACCUGGCAUGGUCUCAGCUGCUGAGGAUGGCCUUGGAGAAUAGCUUCCAAGCUUCUCCUUCAAAGGAGCUUGCAUGACAGAAACAUCUCUAAAACAGGGUUAUACGGUCAGAAUUCACUAUAAGGGCAAGAGAACUGAAGUUCUUGUUGACAGGCCACCUGAAUGAGGACUGUUAACCAAGGGAAGCUUGGCUCAACCCACUGGGCAUUGGCCUUCCCUACUCAAGCGGAAGCCAGUCUCUGAGAAUCUCAUACCCUCCUCUCUUUUGGCGGAGGUUCUCUAGACCCAGGACCCUGCCAUGGACUUUAGGCAGGUCAGCAAAAAGGCACGACAUGCGCAGGAAGCCAUGGCUAUCUUUCUCAAGAGUCUCUAGCCAGUCCCAGAGACUCCUCAGAGACCCACUUCUCUCUUUAGUGUGGAAUAAAAAGCACUCACACCCCCCUG